AUGUCCGUGCUUGAUGCCUUCUUCAGCAAGGGCGCCUUCAAGGCUGCUAGAUGGUGAUUCAUUCCCUCUGUGUUUAUCUGUCUCUCUGAUCUGUUCUACUUCUUUUUCUGAUCUGAUGUCCGGCUUUAAUUGAACGUUCAAGCUAAUUUGAAGUUUUCAUGUGAUCUGGUUGUGAUGUCGGUGAAGGGGAUUUCGCCUUUCUAUUCCUAUGAGUGGGGUCAAAUCUGAUGCGCUUAUUGGGGAGUUUAAUUUCUUGGUUCUGUCAUGGUUGAUUGUUGCAGUAAGACACUGCUGAAGCUGACGAUACCGAGAAUAAAGCUGCUUCGCAACCGGCGGGAGAACCAGCUGAAACAGAUGCGUCGGGAUAUUGCGAAGCUCCUCGGGUCGGGCCAGGAGGCCACCGCGCGCAUUCGUGUAUGGAUUGUUGCCAUUUAGCCUGCUGCUACUUUAUUUGGGGUAGAAAUUGAAACACUACUGUAUCCUGUAUCUGAAGAUGUGUUUUGUUUCUUAUCCUGGUGGAGAAUUGCAGGUGGAGCAUGUUAUCAGAGAAGAAAAUAUGAUGGCAGCCCAGGAGAUCCUUGAGCUUUUUUGCGAGCUCAUUGCUGUCCGUCUUCCCAUUAUUGAAAUCCAGAGGUAUGCCAAACUCUGCGGAUCUGUGCUUAUUAAUUUGCCAUCCUGAUUGAAAGGUAAAAUUGCACUUCUCGUGGAUGCAUUGUUUUGCAUGGCACCCAUCAGAUGUGAAAGCCAGUUGAAUUCAGUCAAUACUAAGACAGCAUUUGCUUCUUUCUUCAUAACUAUGAUACAUUCUUUAAUACACAAAACAAGAAGGUUACAUGAGCUGGGCAACCACAUUUGUUCUAAAGUAGUAAUCGAUCUUUAUGGCCUUUAACCUUAAGUUCUGAUUAAAGAAAAAUAAGUGUGCUUGAAAUGGACCCUUAAAGUUGUAUAGCUGCGAAUUUGCUGAAGGUUACGAUAGAAAGUGGAGAGGAACCAACUGAGAUGUACAUCAAGACGCUCUAACCAUCGCAUAUCAAAUGAAAGGAAAAAGGGUCGAUGUAGGAUGCUUUGCCCCCAGCAGAUAUUUCGUUUGCCAGAAGUAAAAUAAAACUAAUCAAUUUACUGUAACAUUUUUCACCUGUUGAUGUGUGCAACAACCAAGAGGUUAAAGGGUAUGCAUAUUUGCAAGUCCAUUCUGUCUCAUGUAGGUGAUUUUGGAUCAAAAUGGAACCAGACGUUUAUGUUUGAGCUGUACAGAGACGUUUACGUGAGCUUUUUGAAUGUUCAAUUCCUGUGAGCACCAGUUUUCAUUCUCUUAUUAUCAUUGAUUAAGGGUAAACAAUCAGACGUUCCUAUUCCUGUACGAUUUGAAUCCGAAUAGAAAAGUUAUUGCCAAUCUGUGUCUGAUUACUCCCUGAACCAGUGUCAACAAAUCCUCCCUUGACAUCUUUUUUCAUAAUAUCUGCAUGAAUUUUCAAUACCAAAAUGGAAUGUCCAUUCGAAAUUAUCCUUUUUCUACUUCCUCAUCUGUUUUGAAGGUCUUACCAUUGAUAAAUUAAUAAAAGAUGUCACAACUCAGUUGUCUGACAUCUACAUGUUUAGUCAAGCACGUCAUGCCAUCAAGACUCAUACGUCAGAGAUAGUGUUUAAUUGAAAUCUUCAAGAAUACAGGCGCCAAAGUAAUCUAGAUCCCACGUAAUAGACUGAGAUGUGAUCCACAAUAUGGAAGGAAGUCUCCCUACGUCCUUUCCUCUUCCGAACUCGCAAUUCCGAAGCACAUUGGAAUGGUUCACUGUGGUUUGUAUGCAAGAGAGAUUAUCACAUGCAUAGAUGUAAUUUUAAUUUUCGGAAUUCUAAGGGCACAUUCAAUCAAUGUUCUUCACUUGAUAUAAGUUCCUGGUUUCUACCACCUUCAGAAGACAGCUUUUCUGUGGUUGCAUUAUAGAACUAUCUCUUGUUAUACUGGAUAAUAAAAAAGGUCAAAGAAGGGGAAAAGUCAAGCGUUUCUGCAUGUUAUACCCAUCUCUCUGAGCCAACAUAUAUAUCUUCGUUCGCAUGUGAGUUACGUCCUGUGCCACAUUUAUCCACGAGAAUCGAUGUGAUCAGCAAUUAGGUUCAGAGGUAUUUCAUUUCUCCUGCUUUGCCUCAGUGUGGAUUCCGACUUGCAUGCCAAUACAUGGUAAGAUAAAGACAAUGUUGAUUACAUUUUUUUUUUCUAACAUCAGUUACUCACUCAUUCCAGGAAAAAGCAGAGAAACAGAGCUAUUACAUACUUGUAGAAAUCGGAUUGUUUUAAUCGUCAUUCAAUUGAGUCCUACCCAUGGUUUUCUAGGUUACUGAGCCAAUGAAAGCCUCCUCACUGCCUAAAUUUAACUACAUUACGAAUAAUUAAAUAUAAGAAAAUAAUUUUUCAACAUAAAAAUUCAGAUAAGGGUACACAAUGUGUUUGAAAAAUGUAUUAACUCUCAUUAAUAAAUCUUCAUAAAACUGAUAUUCAUGCUUGUUCAUGGGAAUGCAUUCAGAAUGCUUUGCUUGCCUCGAAGACAGUGCACCUACCAAAUGCUAGAGGAAAUCCACGAUCUGAGAUGCAUUUUCUUUAUUUCAUUUCCUUUUUUAUUUCGUUUACACUUUCUCAGAAAACUGAAAAAUACUCUUUUUCGAUUUAUUUUUUUUAAAUUCAGAGAAUGCCCUCUGGACCUAAAGGAGGCAAUAUCCAGCGUGUGCUUUGCAGCACCAAGGUGUGCCGACCUGCCCGAGCUUCAGCAGGCCCAGACGAUGUUUGCUGCCAAAUAUGGCAAGGAAUUUUUCACUGCGGCCACAGAACUGCUCCCCAAUUGUGGGGUAAAUCGCCAGGUUGCCUCAGCAUCUCGUCUCGGUUUCAGAAGUAUCAACUUCUCUUGAACAUGAAAACCCCAAUGUUCAUCCUCCUCAUUCUCUAAUUCAUACCCUUUUCUGGUCAUGAUUCUCUGCAGAUUAUAGAACUGCUGUCUAUCCGGGCCCCACCCAUUGAGGUGAAACUCAGGCUGCUGAAGGAGAUCGCCGAAGAGCACGAAGUUGAUUGGGACCCAUUCGAAUCCGAGACCGAAUUCCUGAGGCCUCAUGAAGAUCUACUAGUGAGCUGAAGAACGAUUUCCCCAAUUACAUCAAAUUAAUCAAUUUUGAGUGACCCUGACGCUAUUUAUAAUCUCAGGAUGGACCCAAUCAUUUGAUCCUCCCUGCAGCAAGAGACGUAGCGCCGCCAACUCCCAAAGAACAGGCCGAGUCUGAUUCUGAGGCGGGCUUUGACUUUCUGGACCUUCCGGACGUCCCCAGAGGAGUUGUCCCAUUUCCUGACGUGGGAUCCGAUCAUGAAUUCAGAAGAUCCAACACUUCCCCGACUGAAGAUGAUGCGUCGGCGCCCAAGAGUUUAGAUCCUGGGCCUUUGAACCUCCAUCCUCCCAGUGGGGGGCAGUUCCUCCCAUUCAUUGCGCCGCCACCACAGUUGCCUGGGUUCCCGGCGGAGCAGAGCGAGCCACUGCCACCACCGCCACCACCACUGCCACUGCCACCCCCCCCGGCCCCUGAAUCGCCACUGCCACUGCCACCGCCACCACCCCCAGCUGCCCAAUCACCACCGCCACCGCCACCGCCACCACCACUGCCACUGCCCCCGGCCCCACAAUCACCACCAGCUGCCUUGAUCCUGCCCCCCCCUGUGGAGGAGGCUGAGAAGCUGUGCUCUGCCCCUGAGGCAGCUCCCACCAUUUCAAGCGUGAAAUGUGAGAUCAAUAUGGACUUGCAGGGUGCUGUGGCUGCUGCCAAUGCGGCCGCCGAGACCGCUGAGAGGGCUGCCGCUGCUGCCCGCUUGGCUGCAAGCCUUGCACAGGUGAAGAUCACAGAGCUGGUGGCAAGGACCAGCAAUGUCUCCGAGAUGGGAAUCAGAAGGGAUCCUACAGAAGUCCCAGUGGGAUCUCAGAGUGCAGGGGCUUCAUUUGAGGUGAUGCCCAAGUCCGAGGAGAUCCCCAACUCACCAGGCCCCAUCGGCCAUGCGCUGCCUGGUAGCAGCCAGACUCUUCGCUCCAAUUCUCUAGAGGACGACCCCUACUUCUCCUAUCCCAACCUGUUCUCCAGGCAGAACUCAGCGAUCGAACCCUCUUCGGCAGCUCACUCCCCAGGUACAGAUUCUAGGCAUUAG
This is a messenger RNA of Spirodela intermedia, 4171 nucleotides long. Lineage: Eukaryota; Viridiplantae; Streptophyta; Magnoliopsida; Alismatales; Araceae. The record is from the annotation of a GenBank genome assembly.